UAUAAAAGCUGACACUAAGUGAGUUCAUCAAACAGACACAGUGGCAGCAGCAGAUCUCACAAUCCAGCAACCCAGUACAAAGUCACAUAAGUUUACAACAUCAGUGCGAUGCCAAGUCUCAUCACAUCACAACCAAGGGAGCUGCAGCACUUCAACAUGGAUGCCGACAAGAAGAAGAGCCGAAAGGAAAAGGGAGAAAACCUGAAAUGUCGGCUUAGAUUGUCUCAACCGCCUAACACGAAGGGGCUUUGUUUAGAAGAGAUGUCCCAGUGGUCACACUCACUGGAGAGACUUCUGUCGUCCAAAUAUGGCAUGAAGAUAUUCCAGGCUUUCUUGAAGUCAGAGUUCAGUGAUGAAAACAUCGAGUUUUGGCUGGUGUGUGAGGACUAUAAGAAGAUUAAGUCUUCCUUCAGGAUGUCAUCAAGGGCCAAAAAGAUCUUCAAACGCUACAUCCAAGUUGAGGCUGUGAGAGAGAUCAACAUUGAUCACAAGACGAGAGAUUCGAUUAGGCGGAACAUCAAGACGCCGACCACAUUGUGCUUUGACGACGCCCAGAGGAUCGUCUACAGCCUAAUGGAGAAGGACUCUUAUCCACGUUUCCUCAGGUCUGACAUCUAUCGGGCUCUACUGGACUCCAUAUCAGAAUCAGUAAAGAUGUAAAGAACACAGAUACACGAAAAUGUUUGUAGAUGUUGGACUGUGAAGCUGAGCCCAGUGUUGGACUACCUGAGAGAAGCUGUGUUGUGUGCCGUCCAGGGACCACUGGUGGGAAUUCCUUAACACCAGAGGCACCAGAAACUCAUUUCCAGCAUAGUCACGCUUUCCUUCUGAGUUGGAGAAGACAUGCUUUGGAGUUGGCCAUGGCAAAAUAGGAUCGUGUUAUAGAGGAGUAAAGUCAUGCAGCUAAUUUGUAAAACACCUGAAGAGGGUUUGUUCAAAACCAGCUGGUAUAAUGGCAAAAGAUGGGUCGAAGCGAGGAAAUGGCUACAGUUGUACAUGAAUCAGCAGUAGAUACUGUGAUAGCCAUUGUAAAACUUCCCAGAGAUGCUUCAGUUGUGUCAUGAAAAUGCUGGGGACUUUCUGUGAGAGACGCCAGGAAGUGUAUGUGGUGCAAACAACACCUUCCACCGAACAUGCAAGUGCUUAAGCUUGUAUCUACAUUUGCACACCAUCUUUGUUGUCUUACUAAACCAACAGAAAAGUAGAUGCUUUCCAGAUGUGAGGUUUUUGUUUUUUUUUAUGUGCAGCGUUAUGUAUUUAGAAGUUUUACUUUCUGACAUCAUUGCUGUCACACCGAAAUAACAGAUAUGUCACAACUAUAACAAUCUGUCAUAAGCUAUAUGUUGAAAUGUAUUCCACAAAUUGUGAAAGCAUUAUGAACGUGAAUGUUAAGAUUAAUUUGUACAUAUUUAAUAAACAAAAUACACAAUUUA
Molecule: messenger RNA, 1433 nt
Organism: Scatophagus argus
Lineage: Eukaryota; Metazoa; Chordata; Actinopteri; Scatophagidae
Product: regulator of G-protein signaling 13-like
Exons: 5
Coding region: 109-660 (183 amino acids)
Source: RefSeq, a predicted model, not a curated record